Amphibalanus amphitrite is the source of this 853-nucleotide messenger RNA. RefSeq lists its product as uncharacterized. The transcript has 6 exons. NCBI's taxonomy places the organism in Eukaryota, Metazoa, Arthropoda, Thecostraca, Balanomorpha, Balanidae. Bases 254 to 853 code for a protein of 199 amino acids. The record is from RefSeq and is a predicted model, not a curated record.
AUCAGGUGGCCGCUUAUUCUGACCAAUCAGCGGCCGCCCCGGUCGGCCCACUGCCGCCGGCUGACCUCGAAAUCGCCAACGGAGCGGAGACGUCACGUGCAUUGUUUACGUUCAUUGACCCGGCGGAUUAUCAACGAUUGAAUUUUUCUGGUUUGAUAUUCCAUGACUGACUGAAGAGUCGUGAUAGAAUCAAAGGCGAACAACAAGUUAACCUUCAUGAGCGUGCCUGCAAUUUAUAGGCUGGUCGGCUCUUAUGAUGUUGGCGGUUGUAUUCUGGGGCCGGAGCCGGCGACUAUCUACUCCAACCGACAGUCUGUUCCGAUUUGGUUCCGAUCGCGUCCACCCUGUCGCCGCAGCUUGGAUGGAGCAGCACGAGAACUGCGAGGCGCAGCGCGCUGCCCCGCAGCGCCGGCUCACCUCACUGCAGGCCGCGGCCUGCAGCGCGAGCGUGAGGCUAAGACGGACGAGGCCGACGCGCUCAAGGCGCCGCCCCGGCCGAGUCGGACCCCGGCCGGCGCCGGCUGAGCUCUGCAGACCCGGAGCCGGCAGUGGCGCGCCACCAGUUCCCGCCGCUGGAUCAGCCGCCGCCCGACGACUGGGCCUGCAGACAGGGCGAGUGUGUGUCCGUGUACGGCUCGCUGCCGUCUCCCAUCAGCGGCGACAUCAGCACCGGAGGCCGGGCGCCCGGCUCAGUGACGGCCCGCUGCACCUGCACAUGAUCGGCGCCGGAGUCACGCGGCCGCCGGGUCCCGGGAUGAAGCAGCACGAGAACUGCGAGGCGCAGCGCGCCGCCCCGCAGCGCCGGCUCACCUCACUGCAGGCCGCGGCCUGCGCAGCGCGAGCGUCAGUCUAA